GGCGGGUAAUACAAGUACGGGUUGUGCUUGGAUACGUCUCAGUUGAACCUUGGGAUCCUAGGACGUGUAUUUCCAUUGCAGGGAGGUGCCAGGGACAUACAGUUUGCUAGCUGCCGGCGGGCCGGCUCAGCAAGUCUCGGAUGAGUGGCAGCUAGCGGGCUCAGCAGCCCUCAAGAUCAACUUCCGGUAGCAGCGCUCGUGUUGCCAGCUUUAUCGGCGCGCUGCUCGACGCGAAUCAGCUCGACCAUCCUACCGUACGUCUUCCCAGGCCACGGGCUGUAGCUCGAGAGGGACGUGUAUGUAUUGAUGUGCGUCACGCGGUGGUAGUGAGGAAAGUAGUGGCGGUGGACGACGUCAUACGAGUGGAAUACCGGGCGCUGAUGGUCGAAGACGUGAGCGCCGCGCCGGCGGCCGGCGGAACGACGCGACCGCGUGCUGCGCCGCGUGUGUUUGUCAUCGCGCUCGUGGCGCGAGUCAUACGUGUUGUAGGAGCUGUCGUCGCUUUCACCCCCUGCGUAUUCUCCGCUCAAACGCCGCGGCCGCGGCUUCGUGCGCGCGUACGACCGGGCUGGAAGCGAGUCGUAAGUGUCGUCGUCGUCGCUGUCGCCACCUUCAGAGCGGCGACGCCGCGACCGAGGGGGGCGCGGCUUGUCAUGCGACGCGGCGCACGCGGAGUACGGCCAGCGCCGAACGUGGUACGCCUCGUCGAUGCGCCGUUCUUUCUCUUUAAGGUCCACGGUGUCCUCGCGCACAUACGGCAUACCGCGCGAGAUGGGGUGAGGCUGCUAAGGCGCUGUUCACGUACCCUUCGUACCUUACGGUACCUUAUAAUUCCCGUGCAAAUACGCGCCUUACGCCUCACGAACGCCUGGCGCAGCUGCUGCCUCCUCUUAUCGUCGAUCCUGCCCCCCUGCGAUGGGGAAGCUCGCUUGCGGGAGCUGAUCGUGUGUCAGGCGCGCUUGCGCGAUUGCGGCAUGGGCAAUUCCCUAGAUUGUGGUCUUGGCGACUGCGGCAGCCCCGACGACGCGGAGAGCGAUUACUCGAAGCCGGUCGAAUACAGCCAGGUACUGGGUCCAGCGUCCAACGCCAAGGGAACUUUUUCAGCCCGUCCGGCGUCGCAUUUGUGACGGGCACACGGAAUGCUUCGUAGGCUACGUCGACAGCGCGGCCAAAGAAGAUUCUGAGCAGCAUGGAGGUCCACCGGCAUCUCACAGAGUUCUACGAGGCGUGGAAAACGGGGGCAAUCCAACAGAAACAGCUCGAGAUGCUACAAAAAAUGCCAGUGGAUCCGGCGACGGGACUUCUGUGGUGGCAGUGGGUCGAGCGACAUUCGGGCAUCUGCGACCACCAUCCGCCUCGCGAAACUCCCGCGUUCCGGCCGUAGACGCGCUACCUGCACUCUUUCAUGUCAAAUGCCGGCCCAUCACGGGUACACUGCACCGGUUUUCGCGAAGACUCGAAUGGUGUGUGUCCUACUACACAGUCGGAACUUCGCCUAUUAGGAACUUCGCCAGGUUGGAUUUGAAGGGCCAAAAAAAGGGCGAGCAUGUUCGCCAGACUAUUGUGGCGUAGAGGGACGCGCGGUCAGUAUACUUCUAGUAUUAUACCAACAUAUUUCCAAUUGCAAUUAUAUACUAGCAUGUAUUAUUUAUCGCGG
Messenger RNA from Pelagomonas calceolata, 1657 nucleotides. The record is from the annotation of a GenBank genome assembly. NCBI's taxonomy places the organism in Eukaryota, Pelagophyceae, Pelagomonadales, Pelagomonadaceae.